This is a messenger RNA of Stereum hirsutum FP-91666 SS1, 303 nucleotides long. RefSeq lists its product as uncharacterized. The record is from RefSeq and is a predicted model, not a curated record. The coding region runs from base 1 to 303 and encodes 100 amino acids. Lineage: Eukaryota; Fungi; Basidiomycota; Agaricomycetes; Russulales; Stereaceae. The transcript has 3 exons.
AUGAGCGCGACGGGCGACGGCGGAGUAGGGAGAGACGCGCGAUACAAAGAGCGACAGGAGGCGACCCCUGCUGUUGUAAAUAGCGCUGCUGCAUGCCAAGAUUUUACCUGGUGGGACCUGGUAGGACUCGGAGUCGAACAGUGGACGGCCGACUCCGAGUCGGGAUGGAACGUAAAGUAUCACCGAGGAGAGAUAAACAAUCCAAAAAUGGACGAGAGAAUGGUGUGCGAGGGCGAAGAGUUGGGCGGGGCAGUCGCGAGAUCGAGCCGCAGGGCCAUGCUUCUUGACAGUGGUUCAAGAUGA